Epinephelus lanceolatus (giant grouper) is the source of this 1541-nucleotide messenger RNA. Lineage: Eukaryota; Metazoa; Chordata; Actinopteri; Perciformes; Serranidae. The record is from RefSeq and is a predicted model, not a curated record.
UACAUGCCGGAUUGUCCAGGAGGCAGGAUCCCUUUCUUCAGAGACAUUCCUAAGAUUUCUUUACUUUUCUAGAGACUUAACCAUAAAGUUCUGAGUGUCUUUGGUUGUAUGACAUCUUAACUUGUGGUUUCAUGAUAUGGGACACUGUAUACAAAUAUUUUAAGAUGUGGUUGUGGAUUUUGAUUGGUCUUAACGUCGUCACAAAAGUGCAUGGGUACGCAAAUGGUUACUUCCCAGAUUCAUGUGGAAAUAUGUUCGUUAACCACAGGGGUAGAGAUGGGGUGCAAUAUGUACCUCAGAACACUGAACUGCCCUUUACGAUGACUUUAACCUACAGCCAAAAGGGAGACCCUAUCAAAGUGACUCUCAAAAGAAAACAAUCUGCAGAGUUCAAGGGGUUUAUGUUGGAGGCUUGGACGAACGGCACAGAACAUCCUGUUGGAAAUUUCAUCUUGCUUGAAUCUGAUAAGACUCGACUCCUGAAAUGCCAUAAUAUACCAGGCCAGGCUGUUUCUCAAAGAAACAAUCAAAGAAAGACUUUGAUUCAUGUUAACUGGACGGCAGGCGGACAAGACAUCACAGAUAUCAAUUUUAGAGUCACAUUUGUUGAGUCUUUCAGCAGAUUCUGGAAUAUGGUGAAUUUUAAUGUCACUUUACCUUCACCCACCACGCCCUCACCGAAUGACACAACGCCAAUGACUACAAUAAAAAAUACAACACCAGGUACUACAACAGAGACUACAACGCCAAGUACUACAACAGAGACUACAACACCAGGUACUACAACAGAGACUACAACACCAGGUACUACAACAGAGACUACAAAGCCAAGUACUACAACAGAGACUACAACACCAGGUACUACAACAGAGACUACAACACCAGGUACUACAACAGAGACUACAAAGCCAAGUACUACAACAGAGACUACAACACCAGGUACUACAACAGAGACUACAACACCAGGUACUACAACAGAGACUACAAAGCCAAGUACUACAAGAGAACCAAGCACGACCACUCAAAGGCCCGGACUUUUAGACCUAUUUAAGGGAGUAGGUACUUCGGUGAUGAAUUUCAGAAGCGUGCUGGUGCUACUCAGAAUGGAACUACCUACUAUAUUAAUGACCAUGACCACCCUCGUUAACAGCCUCUGUUCUCAUCCAAAUAAGGGAUUAAAGAUAUCAUGCUGUCUGCUUUGUGCAGCAAUUGAGAUAUCAGCCCUGGUCUUGUUUUGUUUGGCUGAGCCCAUUAAAGUCAUUCUCCUUGUUCUUGUGUGUGUGACGAUAGUAAUAAAUUUCGUGGAGCUGGUAAUCGUCUGUCUGCCAAUUGGACCCAGUCAUGAACUGAAGGAGAUCUCAGACAUUACAGUCGAAGGGUGCUCUGUCAUCCAUAGCAUUUUUACAACUGCUGUCUGGCCGGCAACAUCCAUCUUCCACCAGAUCAGGGAGAGUGACAGAUUGCUCUCCAGGCGGCUGAUCGAAGGGCCACCGGUACCAGUUAGCCAAUCACAGCAGGAGAGGAUCAAGCCAAAUAGCUGA